CAAUUUGAAAUUAGACAGCUCCGGUUCAGUCAGGACGGAUCAUUCACACCUAAGUUUCAUACACAUUCGAGUGUUGGUAUUGCAGACAGAGGAACUAGUCGUUUGCUUUAAUUUCUGUGGAUCCUUUUCUUUUUUUGUAUAAUAAUUUUCGAACAAGUCAUUUUUGCGUGUGCCAUGAACGCCUCAUAAUUGAUCGGCCCAAAAAGGCUUCUUGAACGUCCCAGCUCAAUGCGUUGGCGCCACCUAGCGUUCAAAUGGAAGAAUGGACGCCAAUUCAAAUCAUGCUCCCGGUAAUCUGUCUAUUAUUAUUAUAUCCAGGAUAUUCAGUUGGGAUGUAUAUGUAUUUGUUUUAAUAGAUUAAUCUCUAGUUAUAUAUGCACGUAGUGACAAUAACACGUUCAUGAAAAAUGGCCGUGGAUAUCCAUUGUCUCAUGCUUAUUAGCCUUUAAUGCAGUCUAUAAUAAAAUACUACACAUAUUUAACACACCAGUGAUGACGAUGCUUUCCAAGCUUUACGUCAAAUAUAUAGCUGAUCCAAAGUCCCCGAAUUAUCGAUCAAAUUGUCUGUGAGCGUUACAUAACACCGUGUGCUCCUCCUCACAUGAGCACACAGCGCCACCGCGAGGCCCCGGACCCGCUGGCACGGAGGAGCGGGGCUGGGCACACACGGAGCUGGCAGCAGCGGCAGCACACGUUGUUCACGAUCCUCGUAUCGGAUGCCGAUUUUCCCGUAGAGCACCUGGUGAGUUUCAUCUAUGUUGCUGCGUUAGAUUUCCUAGCAGGCCGCUCCUGUUGUGUCCCUCGCUGCCUUCCUUCAGCGCGCCGAGGGAUGGAAGCGACGGGCUGAUGAGCAUCGCUGUGCUUGUGCGAUAAAAAAAAACAAAAAAAACAAGAGAACAUACGUCGUCCGUAACGGGAGGAUGCGUUAGGGGUCAGAGGUGAGCUAGUGAGGCAGAGAUGAGUCUGACUUCCUGGUUCCUGGUGAGCGGCGUGGGGACGCGUCACCGUCUCCCCAGAGAGAUGAUCUUCGUGGGGAGGGACGACUGUGAGCUGAUGCUGCAGUCCCGCAGUGUGGACAAGCAGCACGCCGUCAUCAACUAUGAGCCGAAUGCAGAUGAACAUAAAGUGAAGGACCUGGGCAGCCUAAACGGGACAUUUGUAAAUGAUGUCAGAAUACAGGAGCAAAUCUACGUCACACUGCAAAUUGAAGACAAAUUGAGGUUUGGAUACGAUACCAACCUGUUCACUGUGGUUCGAGGGGAGAUGCAUAUUCCAGAGGAGGCCCUCAAGCAUGAGAAGUUCAGCAGCCAGCUGCAGCUGAGCCUGAAGAAACUUCCAGAGGGGGAAUCGAGUAAAUGUGAUGCCAAACUCUCUGAGGCAGCAUUAGCAGCAGCAUGUGGCGGGGCCCAUGCAAAGCCCCCCGAGGCCAGCAGGCUGGAGGAUAAGACCACAGGAGACGUAGCAGUGUUGCACAGAAUCACGCCCCUCUAUGGUCAGCCGGCCUGGUGGGGAGAUGGAGACCCUCACAACCAGCAACCAGGGAGGCCAGAGGAGAAAAGCUCAGAUCGAAAGAGAGAGAAAGCUGAUGCAGAUAUCAAGAAAAGUGCAGCGGUCCCAAAGUCUUCCGCCCAAACGGCUUUUAAUCAGGAGCCCAGCUACUUUGAGAUCCCGACCAAGGAAGCUCUCUCAGCCGUUAAAGACAGCAGGGAAUCCCCGUCCCGAGAACUAGACCCUGGUGCCGCCUCUGCUGCAGAGCCCAUCCAGGGCCACGCCUCCUACACCAUUGAGUUUGACCCCGGUGCGUCGGGUAAAGUGACCGUCAAAGACAGAGUGGCAAAGGUGGGACCGGAGACCAAGCCUCGUCCGAAAAGGGCUGUCGGGGAGGAGCUGAGUCCACUUCAGACGGCCAUGGUGGCUGCCGAGGUGAAAGUUGCCGACUGGCUGGCCCAGAACGAGCUGCCGAUCGCUCUGAAAGACGCGGUUGCAGAGGACGACGGGGAGAGCGUGAAGAGCGACGUGCCAGUGCAGCUGAAGAGUCUCAAAGGCAGCAAACACGAGGACGGAACUCAGAGUGACUCAGAGAACGCACUCGGAGAGCAGCGCAGGGCCGCGGCAAUGGAGCAGCGCUCCUGGGGGCUCUGGGGCGGUGCAGGGAGGAAGUUCAGAGAGGGUCGCGCCAACGUGCCAGAGGGGCUCUUCGCGGAGGAGGACAGUCCCGCCCGCCGCCGUAAAACCUCCACUCCCAACGCGGCGAGUGGCUUCGCGGAGAGGCAACGUGGAGAGGCUCGACCGAGUGGCCGGGAGGAGUGCUAUCACCACGGGGAUGAUUACAGCGACAGAGGGACCUACACCAUUGAGGUGGAGAAUGGAGAUCAGGAGGAGAAAGAGGCAAGGAAAAUGAUUGACAAGGUGUUUGGCGUGGACGAGCAGGAGACUGUGUGCGCGUCCAGGUUGGUGGUUGCUGAACAACGAGAGAGUCUGCCAUCGCAGAGGUCCGGGAUGGGAGGCAGAGGAAAGCCCGCACGCAUGGAGACAGAGGUGCUAUCUGAGCAGCUGAUGGUGGGUGGUCCUCGCUGGGUCUCGCAGUGGGCCACUCUGGCAGCCAGUCACAUUCGGACAGACCCUGAGGGAUCAGGAGGGGACAGUCACAUCAUGGUCACAGAAGACAGAGCUGAAAUAAGUGAGUCGAGCCACUCAGCCUCCUUUGCCUCGUCUGGACACACGGAGCGUAAGAGGAGAACCCUGCCCCAGCUCCCUGGUGAGGAGCUCGCCCUGGGAAGGAGGACCCCAGGCGCGGGCCUGCUUACAGAAAUGGGGGAGAAACAGGACACCGAGCUACAAGAGAAGGAGAGCCAGGAGGAGAAGACGGCCAGGGGAAAGACUCGCCGCGGUCAUGGCAGCGGGGGUGUGGGCAGUCUGGGCGGGAGCCCCAGCCGCUCCUCACCGGCCAAGUCGCAGGACAGCGCCGGCGGGCGCUCAGCGCAGUCUGGCAUGUUGGCCAAGCUGCCCCCUCGUCCCCUGACCAGCGGGGAGAAACGGAUGGAGGAGGUGCAGAGGAGGAAAAAGGAAGAGGAGAAGGCCAGGGAAAGCAGUGGGAAACCAUUGUUCAGACAAGAGAGCUUCACUGUUGACAAACCCAGCUCAAACGUGCCCAUUGAGCUCAGGCCUCACAUCGAUGGGCUCACAGGCUGCAGAGUGACCCAGAGCAGGGAGACGCUGCACAAAGACUCCGAAGCUGUGGCCGCCUUCUUGGAGACGACGGUGUCAGACCAAGGUGAUCCACCAAGUCGGUCCAUUGAAGGCUCCAUGUCCCCGGAGUCUGACGUGGACACGACCAGCACAGUGAGUCAAGCCGACGGAGCGAGGAAAGUCAUCCAGAAACGGCGGACUCUUGCAGGGCAGCAGAAGGAGAGAACGGUAGUGUGCUCGUCGGGGAAAAGCUCGGCCUGGAACAGAGAGACCCAGGACAGGCGGGUCAAGACCAGGGCAUCUGGUCCCGCGCAGACCGCUCGCCCCUGGACCUCCCUGGACCUCACCGACGAUGACGUCAACUCCAACUCCCUCCCGUCCGACUCCCAGCACACCUCUACGCAGGAGUACAGAAGCGCAACCGUUAGGGCCCAGACUGGGAGCACGACAAUCGCGGCCAGCACCAAGUCUAGUCGGGCGAAAAUCGCUCAGGCCCCAACGUCUGCCGCAACUGGAAAACCCACGAAUGCCCCUAAGCCCAGGCCCACCAGGGCGUCGCUGCUGAGACGAGCCCGGCUCGGGGAGCCCUCAGACAAUGAAGCAGCUGAGCUCGACCGGAUGUCGGUCGCCUCGGAGGCCUCCACCGCCAGCUCCACGUCCAGGACAGGCAUGGCGAGGAGGGGGAUGUCCAGGAUAGAGGCUUUGGCGCAGCCCAGGAGGCCGAGGGUGGGCUCCCCAUCAGCUCAGAGUGACUCCGAGGCCACUGUGACGAGGAGUAGGGGUCUAGGGGCCCGGAGUGUUGCAGGUGAUUAUGCCAUCCGACAAGGACUGAGAGGAUCCAAUGUGACCUCAGGGUCUGGACCAAGAGCCAGGGCUAACAGCGCCUCCAAGCUGCCCGACAAGAAUAGAGGGCCGUCCUCCUCCUACGGACAUGUCCCUCCUGCGUCUGGCACUCGAUGGCGCCGCGUACCCAUAGAGUAUGCCUCCACCUCGGAGGAUGAGUACGGCUCAAAUCGCCACAUGUCCAAGCAGAGCCACGCACGUCCUUUCCCCUCCACUCGGGUUGCCCAGCUAGGAGGUUCAGCCCCAGCAACUCCUAAUCCUACAGGCCUAUCCGCCCUGAGGCAGAACUCCAGGGAACAAGACGAGUAUAUGAGAGACUGGACAGCACACAGCGAGGAAAUAGCCAGAAUUAGCCAAGACCUAGCCAAGGACCUCGCCAUGCUUGCCAGAGAGAUCCACGAUGUGGCCGGAGACAUCGACUCAGUCAGCCCGGCAGCCACCGACCCUGCAGCUCCGAUCGAGGAGCAUGUCUUUGAGGACAGCUCGGACCCAAGCGGCCCGCCUCCAGAGCCCAGCAGCAUUGUGGGAACCAACGGCCGGUUUGUGGAGCUCCGCCCGCCCCGGGGCUCCGGCGGACACAGCGCCCGCUCCAUCCGCCGGCAGACGUGGAACAGAGAUGAUGCGGUGUUGGACAGUUUACUGCUAGCAUCAGUGACUCAGCUCUCAGCGAGGAUACGUCAGUCUGUCGACAAAACAACCUGCAAAAUAAGGAUCCUCUUCAAGGAUAAAGAACGAAAAUGGGAAGAGAUUGAGAACAAACUGCAGGCUGAGCGUGACUCCUUACUCCUCAGGAGCUCCAAUAAGGAGAUUUCAACCAUUCUUCAGGACCUGAGAAGAGUGGAGAGACAGCUGCUCGUAAUUGACAUGAUGGUGGACCCUGACGGCACCCUGGAUGCCCUGUCCAGUCUGGGCCUGACCAGCCCUCUGACUGAGCAGAGGAUCGGCCCUGGGAAUCAGCAGGGGGUGUCGCUGUUGCACCCUGGAGCGGAAGCGUCCUCCAGCACAGCCUCCGGGCUUGAAGGACGGACCGCUGAAUCCUCCCGACCUUUAGACCAAUCAGAGGCAACAAGGCGAGAGCCGGGGCCCCAAAAGAGCCCCAAAUCCUACAACUGAUACUUAAUUAAUGAAACGGUUAAAGUUGCAUCCUUUCUGUUGGUCAUAUCUCGAAGAUGCAAGGUGAGACAUUUUUGAAGUAUUUCGUUUUGGACUAAGGAGGGGAAGAGAGGAAGGAGUAUGAUGCCUAUUCGGUGGAAGAGCCUGACUGCCUGACUGUCCUUCAAAUUGACUCUUGAUAGGACUUUGUUAAAGUCCAACAUUACCAAAUAGCAGCUCUUGUCAGAUAUACAAAUGAAAACACUGCAGCACUAUGAAGAAGCUGUGUCAUAAUAUACUGUGUUUUGUGUUGAAGCUCGUUCUUAUUAUCUGCUACCCUUGAAAAAUAUUUAAAAGAUGAGAUGAUUUAACGUGUAAGAUAAACUUUUUGCUCUUAUUUCAAGCCUUGGAAUCUUUUGGUUCCAAUGUAAAGCUAAUGCAGGAACCCAAACUAGAAAGGUGCAAAGUUUUCAAAUAAGGAUUCAGUAGAGGUGUAUGUCAAGUGUUCUUCUAUCCUGCCAUAUAAUUGUUUAUAAAAAAGAAUUAUGUUGUUGGCCUGUUGCAAUAGCAAUCCCCAAACCUGCCUCAGUAAUGAUUUUCCACCGGAAAAUGCCAUGUUGCUUAUUUGCUGGGAAAAGAACUGGGCAUGUAGAGUAUGUACCAGUGUAAAUGUUUAUUAUAGUUCAAUUAAAAUCUCCCGUCCAUGCCUUUUUCCCUGUGGCGAUGUCAUUUGAAACCAGUGUAUCAAAGAUAAACCGUGUUUGUUAAUAGAAACUAUAACAUCAAAUGUAGCCCCCAAAACGUUUUACUCUUCCAAAUGUAUUUUGUCACAAGUGCCCUGGAUCAAACAAUCAUUACAGUCUGAGAUGAAACAUUUAAGAGAGUACAAGAGAUAGUGAUAAUAUAUAUAUAUAUAUAUAUAUAUAUAUGUUAACAUGGUAAAUAUCCUCUGAGGGACCAAGACAUGGUUGAAGUCCUCGACUAAAAGCAGAGCAGGCGAAGGACUGCUGCCUGUAGACCAACAGUUUAAAUUACUUUCAGAUCACAAAGAAAAUGUUGUGUGUGAACCAGCAUAGACGGGAGCUUCCCUCCCAGUCCUGCAGCUACAUUUUCCAGUUAGCGAUGCAAUGAACGGACAGACGGUGUAAUGACUGCAGGUUUUCCAGUGUCUUGCCUCAUACCAAUGUUUACACAUGAAUGUAACCUGAUCAAAAUGGUUUGAACAUUUUAGCCCAAAUGACUUGAAUACAGAUUGAUAAUUGCAUUUUGUGCUCAGCACCUACUGUACUUUGUCUUUAGUUCUGUUUGAGCAUUUGGAGAAGUUUUGUUUGGAUGUUUUCUAUGAAGAUUUUUGUUUUCUUUGUAAUGAUGUGUUGACCUUGCAAUACCUGUGUAUUGUCUCAUUUCUAAUAAAAUGCAUGAUAAUCAUGA
Pungitius pungitius (ninespine stickleback) is the source of this 6555-nucleotide messenger RNA. RefSeq names its product centrosomal protein 170Ab (gene cep170ab). The record is from RefSeq and is a predicted model, not a curated record. Gene Ontology annotation, cellular component: centriole. Gene Ontology annotation, molecular function: protein binding. Lineage: Eukaryota; Metazoa; Chordata; Actinopteri; Perciformes; Gasterosteidae. The coding region runs from base 958 to 5145 and encodes 1395 amino acids. The transcript is spliced from 19 exons.